Pelodiscus sinensis (Chinese soft-shelled turtle) is the source of this 1493-nucleotide messenger RNA. The record is from RefSeq and is a predicted model, not a curated record. Lineage: Eukaryota; Metazoa; Chordata; Testudines; Trionychidae.
GGCAAAUGACCCAGCUUUGUGAACUGAUCAAUAAGAGCGGGGAACUGCUAGCAAAAAAUCUUUCCCAUCUGGAUACAGUGCUUGGUGCCCUGGAUGUUCAAGAACACUCCUUAGGGGUUCUUGCUGUUUUGUUUGUGAAGUUUUCUAUGCCAAGUGUCCCUGAUUUCGAAACAUUAUUCUCACAGGUCCAGCUUUUUAUCAGCACUUGUAAUGGGGAACACAUUAGAUAUGCAACAGACACUUUUGCUGGCCUCUGCCACCAGUUAACAAAUGCCCUUGUGGAAAGAAAACAGCCCCUGCGAGGAAUUGGCAUACUCAGACAAGCCAUAGACAAGAUGCAGAUGAACACAAACCAGCUGACCUCAAUACAUGCAGAUCUCUGCCAGCUCUGUUUGUUAGCAAAAUGCUUUAAACCUGCCCUCCCGUAUCUAGAUGUGGACAUGAUGGAUAUUUGUAAAGAGAAUGGGGCAUAUGAUGCAAAGCACUUUUUAUGUUACUACUACUAUGGUGGAAUGAUAUACACUGGGCUAAAGAACUUUGAAAGAGCACUCUACUUCUAUGAACAGGCAAUAACUACUCCAGCCAUGGCAGUCAGUCAUAUUAUGUUGGAAUCGUAUAAAAAGUACAUUCUAGUUUCUUUGAUACUACUUGGCAAAGUUCAACAGCUACCGAAGUACACCUCUCAGAUAGUGGGUAGAUUCAUUAAGCCUCUUAGCAAUGCGUACCAUGAAUUAGCACAAGUUUAUUCAACCAAUAAACCAUCAGAGCUCCGAAACCUGGUCAACAAACAUAGUGAAACAUUCACCAGAGAUAACAAUAUGGGGCUGGUUAAGCAGUGCUUGUCAUCUCUUUAUAAAAAGAAUAUACAGAGGUUAACUAAGACAUUUUUAACCCUCUCAUUACAAGAUAUGGCAAGUAGAGUGCAGCUAUCGGGGCCACAGGAAGCAGAAAAAUAUGUCCUUCACAUGAUAGAAGAUGGUGAAAUCUUUGCAAGUAUUAAUCAGAAAGAUGGUAUGGUCUGUUUCCAUGAUAAUCCUGAAAAAUACAACAAUCCAGCUAUGCUUCAUAACAUUGAUCAGGAGAUGCUGAAAUGUAUAGAGCUUGAUGAACGACUGAAAGCCAUGGAUCAAGAGAUCACUGUGAACCCUCAAUUUGUGCAGAAGAGUAUGGGCUCGCAAGAAGAUGAUUCAGGAAGCAAACCUUCAAGUUAUUCUUGAAAUUAACAUUGGCCACUAUGCUGUUUUAAAGUAAAAGCUAAAGAAAACCACCUUUUGGACUGGGCAUGGAGAGGUCCUAUAAAGGGAGCAGAGAGAACUGAGACUUCAUCUGGACAUUUAGAAAAUAAAAUGACACCUCCUCAGUUACUGUAUGAUUUCAAAAAUAUUCUCUGCAAAGAAAGGAAAUCUCAAAAAAGAAAUUUAAAGUCUGUUGUGGAUUUAUUUAUCUUCAGAUUAACAGCGUUAAUGCAUUAAAUAAUCUUCCUUUUGUUUUAA